GUUAAGUAACUGGACUAUAAUGUACUAUUAUAUCAGCUAGACCUUUGCCUUAGGAUUCUUCCAUGCUUUACAUAUAAUAACUAGAGCAUCUAGUUAUAUCUAUGGUUAUCGGGAAUAUUUUUGGGAUAUCAAUUAAUUUAAUUUCACAUGCUUUGAUAUGCUUUAGGUGGAGAGUUUAGUACCUUAGUCCUUUCCUGUCGUAACUGAUUUAUGUAAACAUGAAAAAUUGAAAACCACUUUCCAUGUGUAUGGGAAGCGGGAGGUUGAUGUGCCUCCAGUUCCUUUGUUUUCGUCAUAAUCUCAUCCCCCCCCCCCAAAAAAAACAAAAACAAAAGUGGAACUGGUGCAUGUAUAUUGACAGUUUUAGUGGUGCAUAAGUUGCAUUUGUUUUAGGUCUCUUUGGCAUAUACAUUUUUUGUACAUUAGACUAGAACAAAGCAGUUGGUGUAAUAAUCUUACAAGCAUUUGUUUUGGCUCGGGGAUUAUCCAAUCUCCUUGCUCUGGUCCAGCCAAUGCGUGAGCUCCUGUCCUUUGGUUGCUGGUCAACUUUUUGACAAGGAUAAGAGAUAAGCCUUGUGGUGUAAGAAGUGUGUGUGUGUGUGGCUGUAGGGGGGGCGGGGGGUCUAAACCCACUGCUUUAUUCUUAAUAUGUAGUUCUCUUGCGUAUUUGAGAAAAAAAUAGUAAUAAUCUUACUGGCCAUAGUAUAUAGUAAUUGAGGUCGAACCAGCUUACAUAUGUAUCUUUUGCCAGAUUUCCAGUUACAUAAUUAUGAGAGGUAUGUGGUUCGGCAAAAACGAGCAGAAGGAAAGAAGGCCCUAAAGGAUUAUCUUCUCUAUGGAAAGUCAUUGCCUCAUUUACAGGAUGGAAGCACAGGUAGCUUUGCUAACUCACAUGCAAUUCCGAGGUUCAAAACGUUUAGGAAAGGACCUCAAACUCACUGGUCAUCGAAUUCAUGGCAAGGCGUACACAAUCACAGAAAGAAUAAAAAGGACAAGGAAAGGUUCUGCAACUUCUUCCAUGAUGACCAUCAUGUGCACCCUGAUGACAUCUUUGAAGCUGUCUUCGGGGCACAUUAUGGUUUUACUUGGUCUCAAAUAUCGUGGGAAGGGUUUCACUUCAGGGACAAAUCGUUCAGAUUUAGAUGGAGCGGCCGUGAAUCACGCAGAGAGAAAAUUCCAUGUGACAGCGAAGAUGAAGAAAGCGCGGAUGAGAGCAGAGAAACAGCCAGCGUUGGUUCACAUGCUCACAGGGUCAUCCUUGGAUUACAACCAUGUGGUCCACUAACUCUAGAAGAUGUUAAAACUGCUUUCCGGGCAUCUGCGCUGCGGUGGCACCCUGACAGGCACCCGGGGUCAUCACAGGCCAUGGCUGAGGAGAAGUUUAAGCUGUGCGUGAAUGCGUACAAUUCACUCUGCAGUGUCCUCAAGGCUGCUUAGGUUGUGUUUGCUGUCACUGGAGGAUGUUAGCUUGUUAUGGUAUAUCAGUUUUGAAGGGCUCAGGGGCUGAACAAUUUGGCGGGGAAACCACUGGCGACCAUGGAUGCAGUGCAGUGGGUUGUUUUGUUUCACUUUUUAUUUCGAUUGAGAUAGUAAGGGGAAACUUAAAUCCCCGGACCCCUGCCUUUAAAGGCUAGUUUGGGAGCCACAAAACCAGAGGGGGUUGGAGGGACUAAAAUCUACUUCUUAUUCAAAAUUGAAUAAGAAAGUGAUUUUAUCCCCUCCAAUCCCCUCCGGGUUUUGAACUCCCAAACUAGCCCUAAACCCUUUGGGAUCUCUGCCUUUUCUCGGGGUGAGGAAGCAGUCCAUCGGGGUACCAUUUGAAUUAGACAUUUAUUUCCUUAUGUGAGGUUUUCCUCCCUGUAUUUGGCCUCCCUUGCUUUCAAACUAGUCCCAAAAGGGAUAGGAGCGCCACUGUUUGUUGUUGUACUAACUUGUACACUAGUGUGAAUUGUAACAUUUGAUUCAUAAAAGUGGAACAAAUAAAAAUACAAAGGGGCAUGUGAGGCAUGAGAAUCCUUCAAAUGGGAUUGCUCGCUGUGGACUUGUGGUACUGUUGGCUA
Molecule: messenger RNA, 2060 nt
Organism: Zea mays
Lineage: Eukaryota; Viridiplantae; Streptophyta; Magnoliopsida; Poales; Poaceae
Exons: 6
Coding region: 736-1437 (233 amino acids)
Source: RefSeq, a predicted model, not a curated record